Messenger RNA from Chelmon rostratus (copperband butterflyfish), 1170 nucleotides. RefSeq names its product prokineticin receptor 1b (gene prokr1b). Gene Ontology annotation, cellular component: membrane. Gene Ontology annotation, molecular function: neuropeptide Y receptor activity. Bases 1 to 1170 code for a protein of 389 amino acids. Gene Ontology annotation, biological process: neuropeptide signaling pathway. Lineage: Eukaryota; Metazoa; Chordata; Actinopteri; Chaetodontiformes; Chaetodontidae. The record is from RefSeq and is a predicted model, not a curated record. The transcript is spliced from 2 exons.
AUGGGGGACUCCAACAUCAGCCACAUGGUAGCUUAUACAGAGAUGCAGGAGAAUCUCCCAACAGGCAAAUUGUAUCAUUACAUGGAUAACUAUGAUAUGGACUAUGGCAUCCCUCCUGAUGAGAUCCCAGACACCACGCAGGGCCAGGCCUUCUUUGUGGCCACCAUUGUUAUCGGCGUGGUGCUUGUCUGCAUCAUGCUUGUCUGCGGGUUGGGAAACUUCAUAUUCAUCGCCACGCUGACACGCUACAAGAAGCUCCGCAACCUCACCAACCUGCUCAUUGCCAACCUGGCCAUCUCAGACUUCAUUGUGGCAGUGGUGUGCUGCCCGUUCCUGGUGGACUACUACGUGGUGAAACAGCUUUCCUGGGAUCAUGGAUUGGUACUGUGCGCCUCCGUCAACUAUCUCCGGACCGUGUCGCUCUACGUGUCCACGAACGCGUUGCUUGCCAUUGCAGUUGACAGGUACAUGGCUAUAGUCAAUCCCCUGAGGCCUCGCAUGAAGUACCAAACCGCCUACUGCCUGAUAACAGGAGUCUGGAUUGUUCCCAUUCUGAUAUCAAUUCCCUCCGCCUACUUUGCCUCUGAGACCAUGUACCCUCAUGGCGGCACCACCCCAACCACUCACAAAGUCUUUUGCGCCCAGAUCUGGCCUGUGGACCAGCAGGUCUACUACCGGUCCUACUUCUUGUUUGUUUUCGCUGUAGAGUUUGUCGCACCUGUGAUUGUCAUGGCGAUGUGCUACGCCCGAAUUUCCCGCGAGCUCUGGUUCAAGAACGUUCCAGGUUUCCAGACGGAGCAGAUCAGAAAGCGGUUGCGCUGUCGCCGCAAGACUGUGAUGGUCCUGAUCGGGAUCUUGACGGCGUACAUCCUGUGCUGGGCACCGUACUAUGGCUUCACCAUCCUACGAGACUUCCAUCCAACACUCAUCUCCCGCCAGAAGAACUCGUUGGUGGCCUUCUACAUCAUUGAGUGCAUCGCCAUGAGCAACAGCAUGAUUAAUACCUUCUGUUUUGUCAGCGUCAAGAACAACACAGUUAAAUACCUGAAGAAGAUUGUCCUGCUGCGCUGGCGGUCAACAUAUGCCCCCAAUAAGACUGUGGAUGAGAUGGAUAUGAGGACGUCCUCCAUGCCUGUCACAGAGGAAAUCGAAUGCAUUCACCUCAGGUGA